AUGUUAAGACAAAGGAGUGGUGAAGGGGAGAAGCGUGUGGCAAUAUAUCGGUUAAUUAUGGCUAGUACGUCUAGUGAGGAAAACAAAACAAUGUCGACCACUGACGAAUUUUUCAUAGAACAAAGGAAUAUAGUGUUGCAAGAGAUCAAUGAGACGAUGAGUUCAAUCCUAAACGGUUUAAAUGGUCUGAAUAUUUCCUUGGAAAGUUCAAUCGCUGUGGGGAGAGAAUUUCAGUCCGUUUCGGAUUUGUGGAAGACAUUUUAUGACGGGCUGGAAAGUAUAUCUGAUGAAGUGCCCAUUGACGAGCAAUCUACUUUACCUCAAACGAAGACAACGACUAAAUGA
This is a messenger RNA of Saccharomyces eubayanus, 345 nucleotides long. RefSeq names its product Dad1p (gene DAD1). Gene Ontology annotation, cellular component: mitotic spindle; spindle microtubule; mitotic spindle pole body. Bases 1 to 345 code for a protein of 114 amino acids. The record is from RefSeq and is a predicted model, not a curated record. The transcript has a single exon. Lineage: Eukaryota; Fungi; Ascomycota; Saccharomycetes; Saccharomycetales; Saccharomycetaceae.